Branchiostoma floridae (Florida lancelet) is the source of this 2654-nucleotide messenger RNA. RefSeq names its product cadherin-related family member 1-like. NCBI's taxonomy places the organism in Eukaryota, Metazoa, Chordata, Leptocardii, Amphioxiformes, Branchiostomatidae. The transcript has 22 exons. Gene Ontology annotation, biological process: homophilic cell-cell adhesion. The record is from RefSeq and is a predicted model, not a curated record. Gene Ontology annotation, cellular component: plasma membrane; catenin complex. Bases 127 to 2604 code for a protein of 825 amino acids. Gene Ontology annotation, molecular function: calcium ion binding; cadherin binding.
CACGCCAGAUUAAAUUACGGCUAAACAAAUAUACAUGAACCUGCUGAGGAAAGGUGACGUCGUGCUGAGACUCCACGGCCCGUUGUGACGUUAUGUAACAGAUCGCUAGCAAUUACACACAGCACCAUGUUGUGGAGACAAGCAGUUGUGCUGGGCAUGGUCUGCAUUAUUCUUAGAACAGGUGCACAGGCCAACCAGCCCCCAAUCUUCACACAAGGCAUGGACUAUCAGCAGAUUCCGGAAGACACAGUAGUUGGAGCUUCUGUGUACACCUUGAGUGCAACUGACACUGAUGGUGAUACUCUGAUGUAUGGAGUCUCAGGACAAGUCUCCAAUAACCUGUUUAUAGUUAAUCCAAGUUCGGGGCUUGUUACUUUGAAAUCACCAUUGGACAGAGAGCUCACCGAUGAAUACCAGAUCACUGUUACAGUUUCAGAUGGGAGAAAUCCACAGGUCGUACAAACCCCAACCAUCUUCAUAACUGAUGCCAAUGACAACAGUCCGGUGUUCCAGGGUAUUCCCUAUGAAGUGUCUGUCAAUGAGAAUGACGUUUCACAAACCAGCAUAUUCAGGGUGACGGCAACUGAUGCAGACCAAGGGAUUGGUGGAACUGUGUCGUACUUUCUAGAGGCUGGAGAUGAAUCAAAGUUUGAGGUUGACAGACCGACUGGAAAUGUGAACUUAAAGGAGGAGCUGGACUAUGAAGAAUCAUCUGUUUAUCAACUCAGAAUCAGAGCUCAGGAUGGAGGAGGCAGCUACCAGGGAAACCAGGUUUUUCAGACCAGCACCACUGUGCUGAUAGUGAAUGUUGUUGAUCAAGAUGAUCAGCCUCCUCUGUUCCUGGGACAGCCUUUCUCAACACAAGUGAACGAAGACACUCCACUGGGUACAUCCAUUAUAACCAUCAAUGCUCGAGAUGGGGACUACGGCAUCGAUAAUCCAAUCGUCUAUUCCACACAAGGGGAUGAUGGCACCUUCUCCAUUGACUCCACCAGUGGAGUGAUCAGUCUGGCUAAGAUGCUGGACAGGGAAAGUAAGACGGAUGAAGGAGGAGUCUACAGCUUUGAUGUGCAGGUCAGAGAAAACAGCAUUGAAGCCAGGACAACAAACACGAGUGUGCGCAUCACCAUAGUAGAUGUGAACGACCAGAUCCCAACGUUCUACAAUGGCACCGGAAACUCUCCCCAGAACUACUUCACAGCCACCAUUCCUGAGGGCACGUCUGCAGGAAUUCCCCUGGGGGGUCUGGACAUGAGGGUGGAGGAUAACGAUGAGGGUGACAACGGCCGGUUCACCCUGACGCUUGAUGAAGAAGGCAGCAGGUAUUUUGAGGUGGUGCCGAGCACAGUUUAUGGGCAGGCAGCAGUGAACAUCCGAGUCAAGAACUCCAGACUUCUAGACUAUGAGACACUGCAAUCUGUGCAGUUCAAAGUGAUUGCUAGAGAAGACCUGGCAGCUGAGCAUUACAGCAGCACUGCCACAGUUCUGGUGACAUUGGAGGACACCAACGACAACUCUCCUGUCUUCAACCAGUCUAAGUACGACCUGUCUGUGGCUGAGAACUCUCCAGAUGGGACUGUUGUAGAAACAAUCACGGCAACUGAUCUGGACUCUGGUCAAUUUGCAGCAGUUACGUACAGUUUGCAAGGGAGUGGAAGUGACAAGUUUGCUGUCAACCACUUCACAGGAGAGAUAACAGUUGCCAAGGGUGAAAAGUUGGACAGAGAGACUAUCCCAUUCUACUUCCUCAUCUUGGUAGCUGAGGACGGUGGGGGCCGUGCCUCCAACGUGCAACUGCAAAUCACCCUGUUGGAUGUCAAUGAUGAAGCACCACGGUUCUACAGAUUCUACCAUUGGAAUGUCCUUGUGCGAGAUAAUUCAGUAGAAACCAGCCAGCCAUUACAGAUAACGGCUGUUGACAUCGAUGAAGGCACAAAUGGAGGCAUCAAGUACUCCAUUGUAGGGGGAGAUGAGCGAGGAAGCUUCAACAUAGAUGAAGACAGUGGCAUAAUAAACCUUACACAACCACUGGACUAUGAGGCACUCGGUGGUGGGGAUGAGUUCCACCUGGUAGUACAAGCUAUGGAUGAGGGACAGCCACCCUUAAACUCUACAACAACUGUCAUUGUCGUUGUCCAGGUCUUGGUUGGCAACGAACACAACUAUGUCUGUCUAUCUGAUCCAAGUCAAUGCUUGCAGAAUACAUGUCAAAAUGGUGGAAUCUGCUCUUCCUGCUGCACUUUGAUGCACAACUCCUGCACCUGUCCAACAGGCUACACUGGAACCUUGUGUGAGAUUGAUGUUGAUGAGUGCAUCUCCCAUCCAUGUCAAAAUGGAGGCACAUGCUUGGAUGGGAUAAACUCAUACCACUGCCACUGCCCGGAUGGGUUUUCAGGUCGGAACUGUGAGUCAGACAUAGAUUGGUGCGCCAUGAGUCCCUGUCCAUUUGACUGGAUCUGUCAGGAUCAGAUCACUUACUUCACUUGCCAUGUUCCAGGCAGCUUCCAUCCAAACAGAUUGCCCUUUGGGUGCAGUCCUGCCUCCUGUCCAAAUGGUAUGAUCUGCAAGGACAACCCAGGGUUUUUCUCCUGCAGCCUACAAUAGGCUGGCUUCACUUCAUCAUGAACUGGAGACUUGAUUCUUUCUCUGUAGCG